Mesorhabditis spiculigera is the source of this 708-nucleotide messenger RNA. The record is from the annotation of a GenBank genome assembly. Lineage: Eukaryota; Metazoa; Nematoda; Chromadorea; Rhabditida; Rhabditidae.
AUGUCUAAACCAACCGGAUUUUUGGUCCGAAAAGCUUCGGAACGUGGGCAUGCGAAUCACGGCUGGCUGGAUACACGGCAUACAUUCUCAUUUUCCGAUUAUCAUGACCCAAAAUGGAUGCAAUUCUCCGCACUUCGCGUCAUAAAUGAGGAUUUUAUUGCGCCGAAACGCGGAUUCGGCUCGCAUCCGCAUCGUGAUAUGGAAAUUUUGACGUACGUUCUGCAGGGCAGCGUAGAGCAUCAAGACAGCAUGGGAAAUGCCUAUCAGAUUCCGGCGCCCGAGUUCCAGUUGAUGUCCGCCGGAACGGGGAUCGUCCAUUCAGAAAAGAAUCCCGAUCCACAGGUGCUCCAUCUCUACCAAAUAUGGAUUCGACCGGAACGAACCGGAAUUACGCCCAGGUAUGAACAACGGAGAUUUGAGAGUGUCCCCGGAAAACAGCUAAUUUUAUCUCCAGAUGCGGCAGAAAACUCUUUGAAGGUCUAUCAGGACAUGCGCUUAUAUCGCUGGAACCUAAAUGCUGGAUCGACAGAGAGAAUUGAACUCAAGAAAAACCGAUGGUACUGGCUGCAAAUCGUAAAGGGGCGCGUAACGAUCGACGAAACCCUCAAACUCGAGACAAGUGAUGCUGUCGGCAUGAAAGAACAAGAUCUCAUAAACGUGUCUGCAGAGGCAGACACCGAAAUCCUGCUUUUCGACCUACCACCAGAA